This is a messenger RNA of Nyctereutes procyonoides (raccoon dog), 2641 nucleotides long. RefSeq names its product cleavage and polyadenylation specific factor 3 (gene CPSF3). The transcript has 19 exons. The record is from RefSeq and is a predicted model, not a curated record. Bases 35 to 2188 code for a protein of 717 amino acids. Gene Ontology annotation, molecular function: RNA binding; 5'-3' exonuclease activity; RNA endonuclease activity. Gene Ontology annotation, cellular component: mRNA cleavage and polyadenylation specificity factor complex. Gene Ontology annotation, biological process: mRNA 3'-end processing by stem-loop binding and cleavage. NCBI's taxonomy places the organism in Eukaryota, Metazoa, Chordata, Mammalia, Carnivora, Canidae.
GGCGCCGGAGUGCCGGAAGUUGUGCUCCUGGUGGAUGGGGUUUUUCUACCUCAGGUUCCCCGUGGCUCUGCUCUCAGUUUACGCAGACUCGCGCCGCCUGCUCCUCACCCCGCUUCGCCGUCAGAUUUCGGAGAUGUCUGCGAUUCCCGCCGAGGAAAGUGACCAGCUGCUGAUCCGACCCCUUGGCGCUGGACAAGAAGUAGGACGAUCAUGUAUUAUCCUGGAGUUCAAAGGAAGAAAAAUAAUGCUAGACUGCGGGAUCCACCCUGGCCUAGAAGGAAUGGAUGCUCUUCCAUAUAUUGAUUUAAUUGACCCAGCCGAGAUUGAUCUCCUGUUAAUUAGUCAUUUCCAUUUGGAUCACUGUGGAGCUUUGCCCUGGUUUCUACAGAAGACAAGUUUCAAAGGAAGAACAUUUAUGACUCAUGCUACAAAAGCUAUUUAUAGAUGGCUUCUUUCAGAUUAUGUCAAAGUCAGUAACAUAUCGGCAGACGACAUGCUGUAUACAGAAACGGAUCUGGAAGAGAGCAUGGACAAAAUUGAAACUAUCAACUUCCAUGAAGUUAAAGAAGUUGCAGGAAUCAAGUUUUGGUGUUACCACGCAGGCCACGUUCUGGGAGCUGCCAUGUUCAUGAUUGAGAUCGCAGGCGUGAAGCUUUUGUACACAGGCGACUUCUCAAGACAAGAAGACAGACACUUAAUGGCAGCUGAAAUUCCUAAUAUUAAACCUGAUAUUCUUAUUAUUGAAUCUACUUAUGGGACCCAUAUCCAUGAGAAGCGCGAAGAGCGAGAAGCAAGAUUCUGUAACACUGUUCAUGACAUUGUAAACAGAGGGGGCAGAGGCCUCAUUCCUGUCUUUGCCCUUGGAAGGGCUCAGGAGCUGCUCUUGAUUUUAGAUGAAUAUUGGCAGAACCACCCAGAACUCCAUGAUAUCCCCAUAUACUACGCAUCGUCUUUGGCCAAGAAGUGCAUGGCGGUGUACCAGACAUAUGUAAAUGCCAUGAAUGACAAAAUCCGCAAACAGAUCAACAUCAAUAAUCCCUUUGUUUUCAAGCACAUUAGUAACCUCAAGAGCAUGGAUCAUUUUGAUGACAUUGGUCCCAGCGUUGUGAUGGCCUCCCCGGGCAUGAUGCAGAGUGGCUUAUCCAGAGAGCUCUUUGAAAGCUGGUGCACGGAUAAGAGGAACGGCGUCAUUAUAGCAGGGUACUGUGUGGAAGGGACACUUGCCAAGCAUAUCAUGUCUGAGCCAGAAGAGAUCACUACCAUGUCUGGACAGAAGCUACCACUGAAAAUGUCUGUUGAUUACAUUUCUUUCUCUGCUCACACAGAUUACCAGCAAACCAGUGAAUUUAUUCGUGCUUUGAAACCUCCUCAUGUGAUUUUAGUCCAUGGAGAACAGAAUGAAAUGGCCAGAUUGAAAGCAGCCCUGAUUCGAGAAUAUGAGGAUAACGAUGAAGUUCACAUAGAGGUUCAUAAUCCUCGGAAUACAGAAGCUGUGACCUUGAAUUUCAGAGGAGAAAAGUUAGCUAAGGUCAUGGGCUUUUUAGCAGACAAAAAACCAGAACAAGGCCAGCGGGUCUCGGGAAUACUUGUUAAAAGAAACUUUAAUUAUCACAUACUUUCUCCUUGUGACCUCUCCAAUUAUACUGACUUGGCCAUGAGCACUGUAAAACAGACCCAAGCCAUUCCCUAUACUGGCCCUUUUAAUCUGCUCUAUUAUCAACUACAGAAAUUGACAGGUGAUGUGGAAGAGUUAGAAAUUCAAGAAAAACCUGCUCUGAAAGUAUUCAAAAAUAUUACUGUCAUACAGGAGCCAGGAAUGGUGGUAUUAGAAUGGUUAGCAAACCCUUCCAACGAUAUGUACGCAGAUACAGUAACAACCGUGAUACUGGAAGUUCAGUCCAACCCGAAAAUCAGGAAAGGUGCAGUACAGAAGGUUUCUAAAAAAUUGGAAAUGCACGUCUAUAGCAAGAGGCUGGAGAUCAUGCUCCAGGACAUAUUUGGAGAAGACUGUGUAAGCGUAAAAGAUGGUUCUGUUCUCAGCGUCACAGUGGACGGGAAAACUGCUAAUAUAAACUUGGAGACCCGGGCUGUAGAGUGCGAAGAAGGAAGCGAGGACGAUGAGUCCCUCCGAGAGAUGGUGGAGCUGGCUGCGCAGAGACUGUACGAGGCCCUCACACCUGUCCACUGACACCUUGAGGUCUCUGCACGUGCACAGCUGCCCUGGAAACCUUAAAGAUCGGCUCCUAGCAACUGAACCAGAAUGUCGCAGUGUCCUUUCUAAGGGAAGAAAAUGCAUGAUGGUUUGUAUUUUCUUACCCAUAUUCUGAAUGUGAAUUAAUAGAGAUGAUCACCUAAUGCGCCUUUUCUCUUCCUUCCCUCCCGAUCCUCUUGGCAGAUUCCAUAAUUUGUGCAUUUGUAAAAUUACAACUUUCGGGAUUCAGUGAUAUUUUCUUAAUAUCUGCAUAUUCAGUUCAGAGAUUCAGACUAAUUUUUUACAGCUAAGUUCAAGGGUAUUCAGCUGUGAGUGGUUGCAUUGCUGUGUGUGGUCAUUAGGCCAGUUUCCUGAAGCACGUGUAGUUCAGACCUGCCAGUUUAACUGGACACAGGAGUGUGGGGUGCAGUCCAGGUGAGCAGGGUAGUG